GGACUGGAGUACCCUCAUCCCUCCAUGGCUCCGACAACGGCAGUUCGGGCUGCAGGCAAAAGGCCAGAACUUUAUGCUGGAAGACUCCACCUUCUGGAUCUUCGGGGGCUCCAUCCACUAUUUCCGGGUGCCCAAGGAAUACUGGAGGGACCGCCUGCUGAAGAUGAAAGCCUGUGGCCUGAACACCCUCACCACCUACGUUCCAUGGAACCUGCACGAGCCAGAGAGAGGCAGAUUUGACUUCUCUGGGAACCUGGACCUGGAGGCCUUCGUCCUGAUGGCCGCAGAGAUCGGGCUGUGGGUGAUCCUGCGUCCGGGCCCCUACAUCUGCAGCGAGAUCGACCUGGGGGGCUUGCCCAGCUGGCUACUCCAAGACCCUGGCAUGAGGCUGAGAACAACCUACAAGGGCUUCACCGAAGCAGUGGAUCUUUAUUUUGAUCACCUGAUGUCCAGGGUGGUGCCACUCCAGUACAAGCAUGGGGGACCCAUCAUUGCUGUGCAAGUGGAGAAUGAAUAUGGUUCCUAUAACAAAGACCCCACGUAUAUGCCUUACAUCAAGAAGGCCUUGGAGGACCGCGGCAUUGUGGAGCUGCUCUUGACUUCAGACAACAAGGACGGCCUGAGCAAGGGACUCGUCCGCGGAGUGCUGGCCACCAUCAACUUGCAGUCGCCACAGGAGCUGCCGCUGCUGACCAGCCUUCUCUUAAGUGUCCAGGGGACUCAGCCCAAGAUGGUGAUGGAGUACUGGACCGGGUGGUUUGACUCGUGGGGAGGCCCUCACAAUAUCUUGGAUUCUUCUGAGGUUUUAAAGACGGUGUCCGCCAUCGUGGAUGCUGGCUCCUCCAUCAACCUCUACAUGUUCCAUGGAGGCACCAAUUUUGGCUUCAUAAAUGGAGCCAUGCACUUCCAUGAAUACAAGUCAGAUGUCACCAGCUACGACUAUGACGCUGUGCUGACGGAGGCCGGAGAUUACACAGCCAAGUACAUCAAGCUUCGAGACUUCUUUGGCUCCCUCUCAGGUGCCCCUCUCCCUCCCCCGCCUGACCUUCUUCCCAAGACUACGUAUGAGCCGAUGAUGCCGGUUUUAUACCUGUCUCUGUGGGACGCCCUCAAGUACAUGGGGGAGCCAAUCAAGUCUGAAAAGCCCAUCAACAUGGAGAACCUGCCAGUCAACGAGGGGAAUGGCCAGUCCUUUGGGUACAUUCUGUAUGAGACCACCAUCACCUCGUCUGGUGUCCUCAGCGGUCUUGUGCGUGAUCGGGGGCAGGUGUUUGUGAACAUGGUAUCCAUAGGAUUCUUGGACUAUAAGAUGACGAGGAUCGUAAUCCCGUUGGUCCAGGGUCACACGGUGCUGAGGAUCUUGGUGGAGAAUCGUGGGCGAGUCAACUAUGGGGAUAACAUCGAUGACCAGCGCAAAGGUUUAAUAGGAAAUCUCUAUCUGGAUGACUCUCCCCUGAAAAAAUUCAGAAUCUACAGCCUGGAUAUGAAAAAGAGCUUCUUUCAGAGGUUCGGCAUUGACAAAUGGAGUUCUCUCCCAGAAGCACCUACGUUUCCUGCUUUCUUCCUGGGCGGCUUGUCAGUUGGCCCCUCCCCUUCUGACACCUUUCUGAAGCUGGAGGGCUGGGAGAAGGGGGUCGUAUUCAUCAAUGGCCAAAACCUUGGACGCUAUUGGAACAUUGGACCUCAAAAGACCCUCUACCUCCCAGGUCCCUGGUUGGACAAAGGAAUCAACCAGGUCAUCAUUUUCGAGGAGACGAUGGCAGGCCCGAUGAUACAGUCCACUGACACCCCCCACCUAGGCAGGAACCAGUACAUUAAGUGAGCAGCACCGCCCAGUACCUCCUGCUGGGGGCGCAGGCGAGCGCCACCUCCUCCGGUCGGCCCUAAGCCCCAUGGGCUGCUCCCUGGCACCCUCUCCUGCAGGAGUGUCUCCUUCAGUAGCAACCUCAGGGACCAAGGGGCUCCUGUCUGCCCCCCGCCUCAGUUUGAAACCCUAAACCCGAAGAGAAAUGUGGGAUGGC
This is a messenger RNA of Propithecus coquereli (Coquerel's sifaka), 2021 nucleotides long. RefSeq names its product beta-galactosidase-1-like protein 2. Bases 74 to 1822 code for a protein of 582 amino acids. The record is from RefSeq and is a predicted model, not a curated record. Gene Ontology annotation, molecular function: beta-galactosidase activity. The transcript has 18 exons. Gene Ontology annotation, biological process: carbohydrate metabolic process. Gene Ontology annotation, cellular component: vacuole. Lineage: Eukaryota; Metazoa; Chordata; Mammalia; Primates; Indriidae.